Messenger RNA from Adineta steineri, 615 nucleotides. The record is from the annotation of a GenBank genome assembly. NCBI's taxonomy places the organism in Eukaryota, Metazoa, Rotifera, Eurotatoria, Adinetida, Adinetidae.
AUGACAACAGCAGAAGGGACAACAACAUUGCUGUCAACAACAGCAAAAUCAUCAACAACAAUAAAAAACCCAACAACAACAACAGCAGAACUAAGAUCAUCAACAACAACAACAACAACAGCAGAACCAGGAUCAACAACAACAACAACAAUAGAAGCAGUCUGUCAAUCGGGUGCAACUGCUAUUAUAUUUGAUGAUAUUUCAUCAUCAGAUCCUGUCGAAGCCGAACUUCCAACAAACUAUGCAGGACUUAGCUGGACCAAUGGAUAUUAUAUAAGUAUAAAUACUAAUCCUGGCUCUGGCUAUAGGUAUGCUGUUGCCUCUGGUAUAUAUGUAGGUUGGAGCAAAGGGCCUCUUAUAAUGCAAACAAUAUCGGCUAACUCCACAAUGACAUUUGUAUCAUGUGUAAUGGCUGCCGGAUGGUGGGAUUCAAUACAAAUGACUAUUACUGGUUAUUAUUCAAAUACUCAAUUUUACACAGCCACAUACUCAUUAAACACAUAUACACAAACUUCAGUUGUACUUAACUGGUCUGGGAUUAAUGAAAUUAUUUUUACACCAUCUACAUCCGGAUAUCCUGAUUUUGGUAUAGAUAAUUUAUGUAUUAUAUUUUGA